Tyto alba (common barn owl) is the source of this 990-nucleotide messenger RNA. RefSeq names its product nuclear transport factor 2 (gene NUTF2). Gene Ontology annotation, biological process: protein import into nucleus. The transcript is spliced from 6 exons. The record is from RefSeq and is a predicted model, not a curated record. NCBI's taxonomy places the organism in Eukaryota, Metazoa, Chordata, Aves, Strigiformes, Tytonidae. The coding region runs from base 180 to 563 and encodes 127 amino acids. Gene Ontology annotation, cellular component: nuclear pore central transport channel.
GCGGGGCGGGGCGGGGAGCGCGGGCGAGAAAGGCUGAGGGGGUUCGCGCCGCGCACGGUACCGCCGCCGCCGCCGCCAUAGUGGGAGCCGCGGGGUAUAUCUUGGAAAUUUGGAGCUCAACCAAAGACCUGGUACCAAUCCUAUGGAGGUGAGUCACUGGCUUUAGGUGAGGAUUCAGAAUGGGAGACAAGCCUAUCUGGGAGCAGAUUGGAUCCAGCUUCGUACAACAUUACUACCAGCUUUUUGAUGCAGACAGGACUCAGUUAGGAGCAAUAUAUAUUGAUGCGUCAUGCCUUACGUGGGAAGGACAGCAGUUCCAGGGCAAAGCAGCUAUUGUUGAAAAACUCUCUAGCCUCCCUUUCCAAAAAAUACAACACAGCAUCACAGCACAAGACCACCAACCCACACCUGACAGCUGUAUACUCAGUAUGGUAGUGGGACAGCUUAAGGCUGAUGAAGAUCCUAUUAUGGGAUUCCACCAGAUAUUUCUAUUAAAGAACAUCAACGAUGCUUGGGUUUGCACCAAUGACAUGUUCAGGCUAGCAUUGCACAACUUUGGCUGAGCUGGUCACCCCGAGGCACCCGUGCUUUUUUUUGUUUUUGUUUUUUUUUUUUUUUUCCUUCUCUCCUCUUACUGGUAUUAUUCACACUCACGGAACAUUCCAAAUAUCAUACACAAACCUGCAGCACUGCAGAGCGUGAGCAAGCAAGACCUGCAACCUGCCCUUCUGCUGAGUUUACAUUGUCACUAGAUGAGUUUCUUGUGCAUGAUGUUUGGAAGUUAGACUUAGCUGCAUUUGACAAGAGAAAUUUGUGUUGUACCAGCAUGCCUCGGAAAGAAUUUAUAAUGCAAAAGGUUGUUGUUUAUGUACUGACAAGAUGCUCUAUAACCCAAAGAAAUGAAAGAACAGCAGCCUGUACAGCCCAGAUACUGAUUUGUUCAGAUGUUUCAAUGCUACAUUACACAAUAAACCCAUGAGAUUUUCUUAA